UUACAUCUGUAGGUUUUAGGGCUUGUGAGCAAAUAACCUCCUUUUCUCCCUCUGUCCUCGGUGCAUCAGCUCACCCGAAGGUUGCCUCCCAUCAAAGAAGCCAAGCCUCGGUUGCAGAAGCUCUUCCGGGACUUCUGGCUCUAUUCCGUGCUGAUGGGAUUUGCAGUGGAGGGCUCAGGACUCUGGCCAGAAGAAUGGUACGAGGGAGUCUGUGAAAUAGCCACCAAGUCGCCCCUGCUCACGUUUCCCAGCAAAGAACCACUGCGCUCCGUCCUCCAGUAUAACUCGGCCAUGAAAAACGACACAGUCACCCCCGCUGAACUGAGUGAGCUCCGCAGCACCAUCAUCAACCUGCUGGACCCUGCUCCCGAAGUGUCCGCCCUCAUCAACAAGCUGGACUUUGCCAUGUCCACCUAUCUCCUGUCCGUUUACCGGCUGGAAUAUAUGAGGGUACUGCGCUCAACAGAUCCUGACCGCUUCCAGGUAAUGUUCUGCUACUUUGAAGAUAAAGCUAUUCAGAAGGACAAGUCUGGGAUGAUGCAGUGUGUGAUUGCUGUCGCAGACAAAGUAUUUGAUGCCUUCCUGAACAUGAUGGCAGAUAAAGCUAAGACCAAGGAGAAUGAAGAGGAGCUCGAGCGGCACGCACAGUUUCUAUUGGUGAACUUCAACCACAUUCACAAGAGGAUACGGAGGGUGGCAGACAAGUAUCUGUCUGGUCUGGUGGAUAAGUUUCCCCACUUGCUCUGGAGCGGGACAGUGCUGAAGACCAUGCUGGACAUCCUCCAGACCCUGUCACUCUCGCUGAGUGCUGACAUUCACAAGGAUCAGCCUUACUACGACAUCCCUGAUGCCCCCUAUCGGAUCACUGUUCCUGACACCUGUGAAGCCCGGGAGAGCAUCGUGAAGGACUUUGCCGCGCGCUGUGGAAUGAUCCUACAGGAGGCGAUGAAGUGGGCACCUACAGUCACCAAGUCCCACUUACAGGUACUUUCUUGAAAUCACCAAAAAGCA
Molecule: messenger RNA, 1011 nt
Organism: Leptonychotes weddellii (Weddell seal)
Lineage: Eukaryota; Metazoa; Chordata; Mammalia; Carnivora; Phocidae
Source: RefSeq, a predicted model, not a curated record